Brassica oleracea var. oleracea is the source of this 660-nucleotide messenger RNA. Its product is annotated as putative FBD-associated F-box protein At1g78730. Gene Ontology annotation, molecular function: protein binding. NCBI's taxonomy places the organism in Eukaryota, Viridiplantae, Streptophyta, Magnoliopsida, Brassicales, Brassicaceae. The transcript has 2 exons. The record is from RefSeq and is a predicted model, not a curated record. Bases 1 to 660 code for a protein of 219 amino acids.
AUGGGAGUGAGACGCGUUCAAUCUACGCCAGGGGGAAGUAGGCUGACGAGCUUACCAGAUCCCUUGCUGUUUCAGAUUCUGUCGAAUCUCCGGACCAAGGAUGUCGUUACGACCAGCGUGCUAUCUCCCAGAUGGAGAACCGUCUGGAGGUCCGUCCCGAAUUUCGAUUUGGACAGUAGCGAUUUUGGUCGCGACUACAACGCUCCCGUGAGUUUCAGCGUCACCUUUCUGCGUUUCAACACAGAUUUGUGCUUGCGAAAAUUCUCGUUGAUCUACCAUUGGAUCAAGAAAAACAACCCCGGCGGUGCCAACUUCAAACGGUGGAUCAACACGGCUGUCGACAGGAGAGUUCAACGUAUCCACCUAAUCUCCGGUUGCCCGGUUCUCGAAAGCUUGACUCUCGACAAGAUAUCAUCAGACUAUGGAAAUCCAAUAGUUUUGCGUGUCUACUCUCCGUCUCUCUUGAGCUUCACGCUUCCUGGCUCGAGUGCUGAUUAUGACGAAGCUGUUGCAGUUGAUGCUCCCAGGCUUGAGUGUCUCCGGAUUCGUAAUCACAACGCCGCUGAAAGUUUCAUUAUGAAUCGUUUGGUGUCCCUUGUCACUCUGAAUGUGGAUUCACUGAAUUCAAGAAUCAAAAUGAUCAAACCAGUAGGAAUAUGA